AUGCUAAGCCUAAGAUCUCAUAUUCGAAACCAUAUAUGGACUAACGUUGGUAAUGGUAAGACUACGUUCGUCUGGUUUGAUAAAUGGGAUGAAGUGUGUCCUUUGUUUUCGAUUCUUACUCCUAGAAUAAUUGCUAAUGUGGGAUUCAGUUUGGAAACAAAGCUUUGUGAUGUUCGUGACCGAGAUGGAUGGCGUUGGCCAUUGAUGUGGUCUAAUCGGUUUCCAAUGUUGGGGCUUUUGAGUGAUUUUAAUCUGGAUGACGCGACGCAUGAUAAGUUGGUGUGGAAGAGUAGGCUGGGGAAUAUCAUUGAGUUUGGCACUGCUUCGGUUUGGGAUGACAUUCGUGUGACUCAACCGGAGAUCCAAUGGUCUAAUCUGAUCUGGUUCCCGCAAGCCAUUCCGAGACACUCGUUUAUAAUGUGGCUUAUUAUACAUAAGAAGUUGAAAACCCAAGACGUUAUGUGCAAAUGGAAUACCUCGGGUAAUGCGAAUUUUAAUCUAAUGUGUUGCUCGUUGUGUAGUUCUGGUCCAGACUCACAUGAGCACCUGUUUUUUGAGUGUGGCUAUGCUUCUCGUGUUUGGGAUGGUGUCAAAGCUAAAGCAGACAUGAGAGCUAUUUCUAACAGAUGGAGUGAUAUCUUUGGCCACUUGACGGGGGUAGUGAAUUCGAAGAAGGCAAUGCAUGUUAUUUCAAGACUUGUGGUUAGUGCUUCAGCUUAUUUUAUAUGGAAUGAACGAAACAGACGAUUAUUUACAAGGAAAAGAAGGGAGCACGAUCAGCUGGUCAAUGUCAUUUUAUCUACGGUUCGUUUGAAACUCCAAUCGAUGAAGUUCAAGCAAUCUAUCCAUUCGGAUAGAAUUUUGCAAGAAUGGACGCUGCCGCGGGGGAUUAUAGUUGCUGAUGAUGAUUAUGGCUAG
Molecule: messenger RNA, 918 nt
Organism: Helianthus annuus (common sunflower)
Lineage: Eukaryota; Viridiplantae; Streptophyta; Magnoliopsida; Asterales; Asteraceae
Exons: 1
Coding region: 1-918 (305 amino acids)
Source: RefSeq, a predicted model, not a curated record